AUGGAAGCCUGGUCCUUCUCUACGCUGUGGAAAGCCUCUGAUCCGACUCUGUUCCAAAUGACCUUGGUCACUGUUUUGUUCACUACUGUUGUUGGCGAUUGUGGUCCUCCUCCCAGUUUAUCAUUUGCUUCACCAAUAACCGUGUUGUAUGAUAUGACUUUCAAAACUGGAACUGUCUUGAAAUAUACCUGCCGCCCUGGCUACCGUAGAGUCAGUUCAAGUCAGGUUACUUGUAAUCUUGAUGGCUCAUGGAAAUAUAGUAUCUUUUGUGCCAUGAAGCAAUGUAGUAACCCAGGAGACUUAACCAAUGGGAAAGUGGAAAUUAAAUCAGGUCUUCUCCUUGGUUCAACCAUACAAUUCAGCUGCUCAGAGGGAUUUAUCUUAGUUGGGUCAGCCACUAGCCAUUGUGAGAUCCAAGGUAAAGAAGUUGACUGGAGUGAACCUUUCCCACUAUGCGUAAUUGUCAAGUGCGAGUCCCCUCCACACAUCAGCAAUGGGAAGCACAAUGGUGGAGAUGAAGAGAUCUACACAUAUGGGUCUUCAGUCACCUACACCUGUGACCCCAACUUCUCACUCUUAGGCGAAGCCUCCAUUUCCUGCACAGUGGAGAAUAAAACAAUAGGUGUCUGGAGCCCAAGCCCUCCUACCUGUGAAAAAAUUGUCUGUCACCAGCCACACAUUCCAAAGGGAUUUUUUAUCUCUGGAUUCAGAUCCUUCUAUACAUACAAAAACUCUGUUGUGAUUAACUGCAGGAAAGGCUAUGCCCUCGUAGGCAGCAGUGGAAUCCACUGUGAGGCUGAUAGCAAGUGCUAUCCUUUUAUUCCCUCUUGUGAACCCAAUGGUUGUACUGACAUACCAGACAUUCCCUUUGCUUACUGGGACAGAACUGACCACCACCUAAGGGACCAAAAAAUAUAUAAAAUUGGUACUGAAUUGAAAUUUCAGUGUAAGCCUGGCUAUAGCCCUGUUCUAAAUGAGCCUCUAACAGUGACUUGUCAGGAAAAUUUGAUAUGGACGCCUUCCAAUGAGUGUGAGAGGGUGUGCUGCUCAGUACCAGAUCUGGAGAAUAUCACAAUCAUACAGGAAACAAAAGAUUUCUCUGGUAAAUGUGUCUAUGCCAAUGGAAACUAUAUUUCAUACAUAUGUGAUGAAGGUUAUUACCCUGUUUCUACGGGUGGAAAAAGUUCAUGCCAUGCAGACGGCACGUGGAAGCCUAAAAUGCCAGUAUGUGAGCCAGUUUGUAGUUACCCUCCCAGAAUUGCCCAUGGACACUACAAGAAAGUUAUUUUAUUGACUUCUACUCCUGAAGCUACAUAUGAAUGUGACAAAGGCUAUGUUUUGGCUGGAUUUGCUACAAUUUACUGCAAGUCUUUCCAGUGGAUUCCUUCACCUCCUCAAUGUAAAGCCCUGUGUCUGCAACCAGAGAUUGAAAAUGGAAUGCCGUCUGUGGCUAAGAAUCACUAUAAUCACUAUGUUGAACCUGAAAAUGUCACCAUCCAAUGCAGCUCUGGCUAUGGUGUGGUUGGUCCCCAAAGUAUCACUUGCUCAGAGAACAGAACCUGGUACCCAAAGCUGCCCACGUGUGAGAGGGAGGUUUCUAAAGACUGUGACCAAGUGCUUGAAGGCAAACACCUCAUGCAGUGUCUCCCAAGCCCAGAGGACGUGAAAAUGGCCCUGGAGGUGUAUAAGCUGUAUCUGGAGAUUCAGCAGCUGGAACAAGAGGGAAACAUGCUGAUGAACACCUAUCGGAAGUUUUCUAAAAAGAAAAAAAAAAGGGGGGUUAUUUUUGCCUUUUAAUAAAUAUACAGAAUUUUCAUUCA
Molecule: messenger RNA, 1820 nt
Organism: Galeopterus variegatus (Sunda flying lemur)
Lineage: Eukaryota; Metazoa; Chordata; Mammalia; Dermoptera; Cynocephalidae
Product: zona pellucida sperm-binding protein 3 receptor-like
Exons: 12
Coding region: 1-1797 (598 amino acids)
Biological process (GO): negative regulation of complement activation, classical pathway
Source: RefSeq, a predicted model, not a curated record